Molecule: messenger RNA, 1473 nt
Organism: Salvelinus sp. IW2-2015
Lineage: Eukaryota; Metazoa; Chordata; Actinopteri; Salmoniformes; Salmonidae
Product: ETS homologous factor
Biological process (GO): regulation of transcription by RNA polymerase II; cell differentiation
Cellular component (GO): nucleus
Molecular function (GO): DNA-binding transcription factor activity, RNA polymerase II-specific; sequence-specific DNA binding
Source: RefSeq, a predicted model, not a curated record
AGCACCUUGGUGUGUGUGUGGGCUGGAACCUUUUUAAAGUUUUGGGAAGCAAAAGAGCACAGCUUCUAGCACUGAAAACAACACUCCACUCAUUUGUGUAGAGAAACACAGCUAGCUACCUCACCUACCUGAAGUCAUCUGAGAGGAGAGAGAGAGAGAGAGAGAGAGAGAGAGAGAGAGAGAGACGACACCUCCCAUCCUGGUCGGAACCCAGUCCAUAGCUCUGCUCUGGACCAUGGUCCGUCAUACCACCUGCAUCAUGAGCAUCCCUUCCACUGCCAGCAUUGAGAGCCAGCUGCCCACAACAUGGAGCUCCUACCCCUGCUCUGACAUUUCCACAGUGAUGCCUGGUUACACCAGUCGCCUGUGGUCCCAGGACUCCCAGCCUCAGUAUUGGUCGAAGUAUCAGGUGUGGGAGUGGCUGCAGCAGAUGCUGGAUAUGCACCAGAUCGACGCUGCCACCAUCCCCUUCCAGAACUUUGAUGUGGACGGACGUCAGCUAUGCAGCAUGACCUACCAGGACUUCACCCGUGCUGCGGGCACCGUGGGGCCUAUCCUCUACCACAGCCUCACCGAGCUCAAAUGGAGCGGUCAGUAUCCUGGUGUGGAGUUUUCACCGCUGGACGUUAUCAAAUCAGAGCCAGAUGUAGAUUUCCCUUGCCCAUUCACAGAACCUAGCAUCUAUCCUGCAGAUAUUUACGAUCCCUCGUUUCAAUCCCUUGCACCUGUGGCCUCACCCACUCCCUCCAGUCCAGACACAAAUAGAUCUCACAGUCGCCCUCAUCAGGUCAAAAAACACAAUCCCCGGGGGACCCACCUGUGGGAGUUCAUUAGGGACAUUCUGCUGAACCCGGAGCGGAACCCAGGCCUGAUCAAGUGGGAGGAUCGGACAGAGGGCGUGUUCCGCUUCCUCAAGUCAGAGGCCGUGGCUCAGCUGUGGGGCAAGAAGAAGAACAACAGCAGCAUGACCUACGAGAAGCUCAGCCGAGCUAUGAGAUAUUACUACAAACGGGAAAUCCUGGAACGUGUAGAUGGACGAAGGCUGGUCUACAAGUUUGGAAGGAAUGCACGAGGAUGGAGGGAGUCAGAGAAGUGAAAGAGGACACCUCUCCACCAUUUUGUGCCUUUUUUAACCACCAUGCGAAGAUGUCUAUUUAUGUUUUUUUGUUGGAUUUUAAUGUCACUGUGAUGUUUUACUAUAUAUGUUGUUUCUUUUACAAAGAGGAGCAGAACGCCUCAUUGCAACUCUUGACAUUUUUGGGAGUUUCUGUAUGAUAUAUUUACAUAUGGUUAAGAAAGACCAUAAUUUACAUUUGACUGCUUACAUUUUCCUGUUCAGAGAGUGAUGACUAUUUGCACUGAAAGCUAUUUUUGAUUGAACAGCAAAAAGCAUUGACAUUUGGGGCGGCAGGUAGCCUAGUGGUUAGAGCGUUGGGCCAGUAACCGAAAGGUUGCUAGAUUGAAUCCCCGAGC